This is a messenger RNA of Saccoglossus kowalevskii, 995 nucleotides long. RefSeq names its product zonadhesin-like. Gene Ontology annotation, biological process: blood vessel development; regulation of angiogenesis. The record is from RefSeq and is a predicted model, not a curated record. Lineage: Eukaryota; Metazoa; Hemichordata; Enteropneusta; Harrimaniidae. Gene Ontology annotation, cellular component: extracellular matrix.
CUCAAGGCUCUGCAUACUAUUUCACGUUGAAGAGUAUUACACCGAAGACGACAACGAUGUUGCAUUUACUAGUCAUCCUUGCGGCUACCAGUUUUACCCUAACAGCCUCACAAUUGAUAGCAAUUUCAGCUCCAACAUAUACGAUUUUAAGUGGUGAUUUCACAUGGCAUGAGGCAAAAGGAAAGUGUGAACAGAUGGGUGGAUUUCUGGCGGAGCCACGCACGAAGACGGAAAAUGACAAAAUUGCGAAUUUAUGUGGGAAAGAAACAUAUUGGAUUGGCAUUACCGAUUUAAACCAUGAAGAUACAUUCACUUACGCCAGAGAUGAUUCGACAAUUAUAUACAGUAACUGGUCUCCCAGUGAGCCAAGCAUCUCACUAGGCGAACACUGUACACAGAUGUAUGUCGAUGGUACAUGGAAUGAUCAGAACUGUAACGACCACAUGGGUGCAAUCUGCCAAUUCGAUGCUGGUUGUCAUGGUGAUCCACAUUUGAAAACAUUUGAUGGUCGUGCAUAUACAUUCCAAGGCACAUGCUGGUACACACUGUUCAAGGACUGCGCCGACAAGUCUCGUUUUGAAGUCACAACUAAGUUUGAACCAAGAGAAGAUAGUUCUCCAGACCAAGUCAGAACGAGAAUUGUCGCUUUCAAAGUUACUGUUGGAGAUGAAUACUCUAUAAUUGAUGGACUGGACAUUACUACAGGACGUACUGGUGGACAGAAGACUGCAGCAAGAGUUAUCACUGUCAAGGAGGAAGAUAAGAAUAUUAUUCUGAACUUCACUUCGAAAAACACAACAUUUACUCUGAAGUGGACUCUGAGAAAGCAUGCAUUAAGUGUUACUUACGAUGGCUCUUUUUAUCACGGAAAACUAUGCGGUCUGAUGGGUAAUGCUGAUGGUGUUGCUGCCAAUGAUUUUCAAAAACCAGAUGGUAGUGAUGCAAAAGAUGCUGAUGACUUUGGAGAAAGCUGGAAAGUAAACGAAAUGAAGUAA